Messenger RNA from Brassica rapa (field mustard), 4970 nucleotides. Its product is annotated as purple acid phosphatase 5. Lineage: Eukaryota; Viridiplantae; Streptophyta; Magnoliopsida; Brassicales; Brassicaceae. The record is from RefSeq and is a predicted model, not a curated record. Gene Ontology annotation, molecular function: acid phosphatase activity; metal ion binding; protein binding.
UCUUAUUUGAUUAUUUAGUUAAUAUUAUCCCCCAGCUUUAUGCAUUAUGUCAUUUUAAUUAAGCAGGAAAAUUUAUAGAUUUUUUUCAUUUUAAAUACAUAUAUGAAAUCUUUGAUAGUAUAAUGCAAUACAAAGGGCAGAAAUUCAAUCAAUUAUCAAAGAAAUUUGAAACUGCAAGCAAAUCUUUGAUAGUAUAAUGCAAUACAACGGGAUACUUUAUUGGCGCGUCUACCCCAUCGACGGUGUCGACGUCUUCUUGCUCAAUGGUUUAGGUUCUCCUAGCAUCUGCAAGCUCGGUUACCAACAAAUUCAUAGUUCCAACCUGGUUUUUUAUUUUUUUUUUGAGCCAUUUGUAACUGUCUGCUUCUAAAGCUCAUGUAAUAACCUCAUGUUCCUUUUUGGUAUAAUAUUAACAUUUUAUCAAAAAAAAAAGAAAUUUGAAAAUUCGGUGGCAGUAUUAACGUUUAUUGCACAUACUCAGAAGUCAGAACAUUUAUUAAACAUGGUAUCAUGAAGAUUUAUAUGUGGCUAUGAAGAUACUUAACGUCAAUAUCUUGUAGUUGCUUUUGCAUUUGUCUUCUCUAAAUAUCAUUUGUAUACUUGGAUCGUUGUGAGCGAACGAGGCAAAGGUUUUAUCUUUCACCUUUUUUUCUUUUUUAUACCAUUUAUUAUAAUUUUGUUGGUCUUGUGUCGUUACGAUUUGAGUGUUAACUUUAUGUUGGCGAGAAAAAAAGAUAUUAUGUCGUCACAGACUCGCAAGCACCGCCUAUAUAAAUAUGAAACGGAACAGAAACAUCAACAAAAAUUAAAUUAUCCCACUAUCGGAUGUCCUAUUCUUCCCAUAUAUGUGAACGGAACGGAACCCACACACUUGUUCAAAAUCAUUUGGCUAUUUGGCUGUUUCUUCCGAUUUGUUUAAUUUAAAACAAAUAUAAUAGAAAAAUACGAUCUCAUCUCUAACGAUCGGCUAUUAUUUUUUUGUAAAUGACAUGAUACAAUUAUUAGGUAUGACUAUUUGUAAAUAUGUGUGCAUGUGUUUUCUAAAGAUAUAUAAAACGAAUUUUCUUUUCUAAAAAGUUCUAUAAAAUGACCAUAGAUAUGGCUGUCCAGUUAACUUGCAUUAGUGUUGUGCUCUUGAAUUUGAUCCAUUGUAAGAAGAAGAGUGUUUUACGCCUUUAAAAGUAUUAGCAAAGCCUGAUUGUGGGCCAAGAGAAAAUUAAUGUCCAUAGCCCGAACUCUCCUGAAAAUUAAAAGAAAAUAUUUUAAAAACGUAUAUUGUAGCUUAUGCAUGUGAGUGCAUGUAUAUAAGCAUAUCAUGUGGAAGCACCGUAGCCUAUUAGUUAAGGUUUAAAGGCUUCUACACCCAGGUCUGGGGUUCGAAUCCCACACUAUGCAAUUUAUUUCAGAUUACAGGAAAUCUAGGUUUCAAGUCCCGGAGAGAGCGGUUUAUUAAACAAUUAUGCAGACUACAGAGGAAAAGCUUGCAAGGGAUCUUCAACAUGGUGCAAGUAAAUCUGGCCAGAUGUAGAUCUUCAUAGGACGGCUCAGGUGAUGCAAUUAGGCGUAGGUCUUCAUAAGGCAGGUAGUAUUGUCGGUUGUCGAAUCGUCUAUGUAAUAUUUCCUAUAUCAUAAUUGUAAGAUCGUAAUAAAUCAGCGUUAAAAAAAAAAUAUAAGCAUAUCAUAAUUUACAGAAGAAAUUAAAGCAAACAAAAGUUGAGUUACGACUCUGGCUUUUGAGUGGCGGUUGUCUGUACGCGCUUAUCUCUUUUCAUUUCUUCUUCGUUUCACUUGGAGGCAGGCCCGGCCCAGUAAAAAUUACUGCCUAAAGCAACAAAUAAGAAAUUGACACCCCAAUGUAAUUGAACUGAAAUUACUGAUGUUUUUUGGUGCCUUAAACCCUAGCUUUGCCAGCUUUAGGUCAGGACCAGUUCUGUUUGGAGGGGGAUAUCUUCGGUCACAGCUCAUGUUUCUACGAUCGAUCUCUUUUUCACCUCUUCCUUGUAAAUCGGAUCUUUUUAUCGACAUAAGCGUUAAACUUCGUUUAAAGGUUUUCUCUUUUUCUUUUUGCCGAAGCGGUUAGAUCUGAUGGUGCAGCAGAUCUACAUGUUGAUUCAGUUGGUAUGGUGGCUCGUCAGACAACAACUUACUCUCUCUGCUAGAGGACAGUGGAAACGCUCGCUAAACUUUGCAAAUGAGUCAGUGGGGCAAAAAAUUUAGCACUACGAUUACGAGAGUUCUCAUCAGUGACGGAUCUUUCUAUGGGAAUUGAGGUUUCACUCGAAAUGCAUCUUUUCAAAGCGAACCUUGGUGCUUUAGGUUUGACCUCGUUUGAUAUGUUAAAGCUUGAUCGAUUUAGCUGACAAAUCUCGAUAUUAGGUCAAUAUUGGUUUUGAUAAAUUAUACUUGACAUUAUUGUCACGAAAUGAGGGAUCGACUACGUCCGAGAACUUGAUCUGGACUUCGGAUUAGUAACUAAUAUUGUUUGUUAUGUUGUAACUCAUAUAUCAUUAUUAAAGUAAAAUUCUGUAUAAAUAUUUAUUUUGGCAAGACUCUUGAAAUAUAUUACUAACUAAGAAAUCAUAUAUAUAUCAAAAUUAAAGUGUAUACAAAUAAAAAUAAACUAAAUAUAAUUAGAAACAUUUUUACAUUAACUUUUAUAACAUAUUAAUAUAUAUUUAUUUUAUUUAUCAAAAUUAGUUUUAAGUGUGCAUUACAAAUACAAAACAAUAGUAAUACUAAUCAAAUAAAUAUUUUGUUGAUAUUUAACUGAUUAAAAUUUUAUUUAAAAUUAUCAGUUCAUUUGGUUAAUUAAAAUUUUCAUUUUUACUGAUUGAAAGUAUUUUAAACAAAACAAAAAUAUCCUAAUUUAUUAUAAUCUAUAUAUUUAAAUAUAACAUAUUUUAAAUUAGGGGAUAAGAGAGAUAUUAUAGAUAAAUAAUCAUUAAAUAAAAUAAAAUUAUUCUAUAUGAUUUAGAUUGUUAAACAAAAUAAAAUAAUAUCAUAUUUAAUUAAAACUAUUUUUAUAUCUUCACAAGAUUUGGAGAUAUACAUAAUAUUUUAUUUCUUAUCAUAAAUUUAUAUUUUUAACUAAUUUUUUGUUGGAACAAAAUCUUGUUCUUUUUUUUGAAUAAGGAACAAAAUCUUUUAAGAAGCAUUUACAUAGAAUAUACUUCAGUUAAGUCUAAUAUAUAUCGAUCACAUCAUAACAAACAUUUACAGAGUACAAAACACUAGCAAUUUUGCAAUAAAAAUAUUCAGCAUGGGAUAUCGUUUAGCACUCGUUUGCUCAGCUAUCGUGUUGCUAAGCAUCUCCGGCUUAAGCCAUGCCGGAGUCACCAGUAGCUACACCAGAGUAGCUGAACCUUCUGAAGAGAUGCCACUUGAAACCUUCCCUCCUCCUGCCGGCUUAAACGCUCCAGAACAAGUACUUUCAAAUUUAUCUAUAUUGAAUCAACUUCUACUAAAAAAAAUUUUAAAAAAAAAGAAUCAACUUCUACUUUUAUUACUUAUAGACUUACGAAAACUCUUUCUCCUUUCUCAGGUUCAUAUAACGCAGGGAGAUCACAACGGUCGAGGUAUGAUAAUCUCGUGGGUGACGCCAAUAAACGAUGAUGGUUCUAACUUCGUUAAAUACUGGAUCGCGGAUAGUGAUGAGAGUACAAAGGAGAGCGCUGAAGCAUCAACGUCGUCCUACACAUACUACGAUUACACCUCUGGUUUUCUUCAUCACGCCACUAUUAAAGGGCUUGAGUAUGAUACUAAGUAUUUCUACGAGCUCGGAACCGGUCGUUCCAGUAGACGUUUCUCUUUCACAACUCCUCCAAAAGCCGGUCCUGAUGUUCCCUAUACAUUUGGCGUCAUUGGUGAUCUAGGGCAAACCUAUGCCUCUAACCAGACAUUGUAUCAUUACAUGUCGAACCCUAAAGGCCAAGCUGUUCUUUUUGUUGGAGAUUUGUCGUACGCGGAUGACCACCCGAACCACGACCAAAGAAAAUGGGAUUCUUAUGGCCGAUUUGUGGAACCAAGUGCUGCGUAUCAGCCUUGGAUAUGGGCUGCAGGGAACCACGAAAUUGAUUUUGCACAAUCAAUAGGCGAGACUCAGGCUUUCAAGCCGUACAAAAACCGUUACCACGUUCCCUAUAGAGCCUCGAAGAGCACUUCUCCACUUUGGUACUCAAUAAAACGAGCCUCAGCAUACAUCAUCGUACUCUCCUCUUACUCAGCUUUUGACAAGUAUACACCACAAAACUCGUGGCUCGAGAGUGAGCUCAAGAAAGUAAACAGAGAAGAAACUCCUUGGUUGAUUGUUCUUGUUCACUCGCCAUGGUACAACAGCAAUGGUUAUCACUAUAUGGAAGGUGAAAGCAUGAGAGUCACGUUCGAGCCAUGGUUCGUCGAAAACAAGGUCGAUAUUGUCUUUGCCGGUCAUGUUCAUGCGUACGAGCGAUCAGAGCGUGUCUCCAAUAUCAAGUACAAUAUCACUGAUGGUUUGAGUUCUCCAGUUAAAAAUCCAUCUGCUCCUAUUUAUAUCACCAUUGGGGAUGGAGGCAACAUAGAAGGAAUCGCUAACGAAUACACGUACCCGCAACCGAGUUACUCGGCUUAUAGGGAAGCUAGUUUCGGACACGCUCUCCUAGAGAUAAAGAACAGGACACACGCUCUUUACACUUGGCAUAGGAACCAAGAUGACGAGCCAGUUAUAGCCGACUCUCUGUGGGUGAAGAAUAGACACUUCUUGCCGGAGGAGGAGGAGACACUUUCCGGCGACUCGAGUGCCUGAUUUGCUUUUGUUUUUUCUAGUUUUAAUUUUCCUUUUUUUUUCUUAGGAUUUUUUUCUCAUUUUAGAAAAAAAUAACGUUAGACAGUGUUCUUUGAACUUUGUUAUGUUUUGUUAGUUUUAUCUACUAGUUGUGUUAUUAUUUUAUUCUAGAAAUGAUAAUAAUUCCAACACGUACAAUACUUUUUGUGCA